Molecule: messenger RNA, 4462 nt
Organism: Melanotaenia boesemani (Boeseman's rainbowfish)
Lineage: Eukaryota; Metazoa; Chordata; Actinopteri; Atheriniformes; Melanotaeniidae
Product: probable G-protein coupled receptor 173
Exons: 2
Coding region: 1485-2687 (400 amino acids)
Biological process (GO): G protein-coupled receptor signaling pathway
Cellular component (GO): plasma membrane
Molecular function (GO): G protein-coupled receptor activity
Source: RefSeq, a predicted model, not a curated record
UGCGGCCCUGUCAGGCCUGUGCGUGUCAUUUCAGGUCCAGUCAGCCCAGUUUGUCUCCGAGGACAGCAGACCAAUGAAAAGAGGACAGUCCGUUGACAGCUGGAGCUCCACACUGCGCCCAUACACGAGAACACAGGCGCGACGUCCAGGAUGCCGGAGAGACGUUUAGAAUAAAACAUCGCUUUCAAGUCGUGGCCCACAAUACUGCACAGCACGUCCGCCUCUUUCUGCUCUCUCCCCCCAGCUUACAUCCCCCACCCCUCCUCCUCUCUGUCUCUCUCUCCGAAUAAAACCGAGGGUUUCCGCGAAUGAGCGAGCAGCCUCCUCGCAAGCAGCCAUAAUUGGGAUUAUUCAGGAAUAAUUCGCUUGAUCCUGCUGUGAUGUUUUUGUUUUUGUUUUCAUUAUUCUUGCGUUAAAUCGGGGUUUCGACGGCUUCUGCGAGGUGUAGUCCUCCGCUUCAUCGCUGGAUUUUCCUUCUUUUUGUUUUGUUUUUUUUGUAUUCGGUCUGUCAUGGAGGCUUAUAUUGUGGACCAUUAAGAUGUAGUCCACCUUCGCUUCGCAGGACAGCACAACAAAGACUGCAUAUUGACAGUUCAGGGUAAAUGCAUCACGUUUGUUUGUUUGUUUUUUCUUCUUAAAUGAAAGAAAGAUGGGAAACAGAGACGUGUCGAGGCUGUUGUCUGUGUGGACUAAUUGUCCUGGUGCCUACAGCCAAUAUACACGCCAAGACGGUUCAUUUAGGGGAUGCGCGAUCUUUUUUCCCUCUCUAACGAUUGUGGGUGGGUUAUUGUAAGCAUUGAAAUUCUGACAUCAUUUGGAUAUAUAAUCAGAGAAUAAGAUAUGUUGGGGUUUUUUUAUCGCGUGUCUUUCUAGCCCUCUGGAGACUCAUCUUCGACGUGAUGCAACAUAAAAUGUGUUUUCUCGGAUGAUAUUCAAAUGAACACAUCCCUCUCUGUGAAGCUGUAAAAGGGUGGCGGUGGAUUUUUUUUUCCUUUUUUCUCCCCCAACGCACAUCUCUUAAAUGUGGCUCAGCAUCAGUGCCCCCUCAUCCUGGAUUGUUUGAUCAGCUGUUGAUUAUUUGAUAGCCUUCGCCGUCUCGUGUUUGUUAUAUGUUCCUCAUUUCGAUUGCCUUUGCGAUGGAUUUAUGCAUAACAGGUGUUGUUUGAGCCCGACAGCACAUCAAGAGCAUGAGGCUUUAUUAUGUGUGUUUCCCUCGAUUUGACGAACAGUGAAACAAAGCGGCUUGGAUCAUUUUUUUGUUUUUACCGUGAGAAAAGAACAGAGCCAAAAAAGAAGAAAAAAAAUGAGGAAAUGAAAGGUGGUGAGGCUGUGGACAAAGAGGAAAGAUGAUUGUAUCGUGUAGAAAAGAUCCUUACGGCCUCUCCUUUUAAAGACGAGAGAGCCGUGGAAGACGACGGCUGUGGGAGGAUUGUUACUGUUUAUAAAGGGCCCGAAUCAGGCAGGCCCUUGCGGAAGGUGAUAGAAUGGCUAACCAGAGCUUUGCCAUCGAUGGCCCUGGCAGUUUGCUGGCUGUGCUGGCUUCCCAGAGUGGACUGGCAAGAGGUGGCAGCAGCAGCAGUGAUAGCAGCAGCAACAGUGGAGGAAUCUCCGCCACAGAUGUGUCUGCCUACUUUAAGCUAGUCUUCUUGGGCUUGAUCAUCUGUGUCAGCCUUGUAGGCAACCUCUUGGUCUCCAUGCUGGUGUUGCGAGACAGGACACUUCACAAGGCUCCCUAUUUCUUCCUUUUGGACCUGUGCCUGGCCGAUGCAGUUCGCUCCGCUGCCUGCUUUCCCUUUGUGCUGGUUUCUGUCCACAACAGCUCGGCCUGGACUUACAGUGCCUUGAGUUGCAAAGUUGUGGCAUUCAUGGCUGUGCUGUUUUGUUUUCACGCUGCCUUCAUGCUGUUUUGUGUGGCUGUUACACGCUACCUUGCCAUUGCCCACCACCGUUUCUACGCCAAACGUAUGACCAUCUGGACCUGUGCCGCCAUCAUUUGCAUGGUGUGGACUCUGGCAGUUGCCAUGGCGUUCCCACCUGUCUUUGAUGUGGGGACUUACAAGUUCAUCCGUGAUGAAGAUCAGUGCAUUUUUGAACAUCGCUACCUGAAGACCAAUGACACACUGGGUUUCAUGCUCAUGCUGGCCGUGGUGGUCCUGGCCACUCAUGGCUUCUAUGCCAAGCUGCUGCUGUUUGAGUACAGACACCGCAAGAUGAAACCUGUCCAGCUUGUACCAGCUAUCAGCCAGAAUUGGACCUUUCAUGGUCCUGGGGCCACAGGUCAAGCUGCAGCCAACUGGAUUGCAGGGUUUGGUCGCGGCCCCAUGCCACCAACUCUGCUGGGCAUCAGGCAGAAUUUACACAAUCAGCACCGGCGGCUGCUCGGGAUGGAGGAGGUGAGGUCAGAGAGGAGGCUGGGCAGGAUGUUCUACACCAUCACCUUACUUUUCCUGGUUCUCUGGGCGCCCUACAUUGUGGCAUGCUUCUGGAGGGUUUUUGUCAAGUCCUGCACCAUCCCUCACAGGUACCUUUCCAUCACAGUGUGGAUGAGCUUCGCCCAGGCCGGAGUCAACCCUAUCUUCUGUCUCCUGCUUAACGAUGACCUGAGGAAAGUUCUGAGAGCUCACCUGCCCACUUACUGGAGGACUAAACAACACCUGCCCCAGGAUGAGGCCUACUGCAUCAUGUGAGGAGAUGUGAGAUUAACAAAGGAACUUUCUCAAAUUUUAAAGGGAAAUUUAGAGAACAGAAGUGUGAUGCACUUUGGUUUAAAUAUUAGUGUCUGUUUUGUUGUUUUGCACAACAAAAAUCAAAUUUUCACUAACAAAUGCAGACACAGUGCCAAUGUAUGAAGAAUGCAGAUAUUUUGAAUUAAUGUGUGAGUUGCAAAGGUUCGGCCAGGGCAAUAGACAAACCCUGGAAACACUUGGGAUGGUUUGUAUUCCAGAUCUUGUACUGUAUGAUUAACUGAUUGGUAAGAUCACAACAAUCACCACUCCAAUUACGUGUGACAGAUGCCAUUUUGAAAUAAUGUUGCCUUAUUCAGACGGACACGCCCCAGAGCUUUCAACUGAGAACUAUUUUGUCACAUGAGGCGCUAAACAGAUACAAACCCUUGAAGAAAUGUGCCGCGGACUGUGAAUAGAAAGUGUUGAUCAGAGCGUUUCAAACUCUGAAACACAUCAAAGAACUCAAAGGGUCUGAAUGGAGCGAGAGACCACCCUGGACGCCUUUUCAUGUAAUUCAAAGGAGACUGCAGAAUAUUAAACGGACCCAAUAACCUUGGAUACAUUUAAAUAGCUGUUGUGAACCCAGAAGCCCCCAAAAUGCUUGAUUUUUUUCAGACUUGGUUUAGGGCGUGUCAGAUUUCUUUGUAUCAUAAAAAGAGGAAAAAAUUGCCUGUUUUGCUUUGUUUGUAAACAAUACAUGUUAAGCAGAUGACACUAUUUUGAAAUAUGACUUGAUUUCAUAUUGUAUAGACGGUACAGGAAUGUUUAUUCCUGCUUGUGUGUUUUUAUAUAGGAUUUCUGCGUAUGUGUGCGCGAGAGGAAAGGUAGAGAGACAGGAGGGGAGGGAGGCAGAAAGAGACUGACAGAAGUAAUGACGAUAGAAUGGGUUCCAGUAAUACUGAGUCAAUAUGAAUGCAGCCUCAUUUUGUGGUCUCAAAAUCAUGCAAAAUUGAGCAAUCAUCAUAUGGAAAUUUAUCCUUUGAAUGGAUUUCUGCAACUGGAAAUGUAGUGUGUUUUUUUUAUGCUUAUGUGCAACUAAAUGUGAAAUACAGAUGGUUAAUUAAAUGAAAAUGUAACGGUUGUAUAUUGCAAACAGGCCACAGGAUUUAAUGACUUGAAUGAUGAUGUACGUCUUUUACAUCAUCUAAGAAAAUCAUGAACAAAUGUACAUUUAUUUGAAAAUGAUGGUCUUGGGAAUGUUUUAAAGUGCUGGACUGUCACUGAAAUGCUCUCUUCAGCAAAAAGUGGAAAAGAGGUGGCCCUUACUGAAAAGGGAAAAUCGAAUGUUAACCGACCCUCUUAUAUAUUUACGCUCAACAUAAAUGUCACCAUUUUGAUUGUCUGGAUCACGGUACAUUUUAAAAUCAAACAACUUCAGGCUGGUGGAUGGAAACUGGCUUAGACUACACUGAAUUGUUCCUCCAAAUUUAAGAUUCAUGUAAUGCAAAUGUCUGACCUACCGUACGUUAGACAUAGAUAUAUAUGUGCAGUCAAUUUGCUAAAUGUGGACACUUGCACAGCAUACUGUACUAGCAUGCAUUCCACUGCGUUUCAUAGAUUCAAGACUGGGUAUUACAACUUGUACAGAUGUAUAUGGAAAGACGAAGUGAAAAGUGAACAGAGGUUCAUAAUUUUUACGUCUGGCAUUCCUUCGCGAGAUGAUAUUCUGUAACUGUACAGUUUAACUGAGGUGGUUCUUUUGCCCACUCAUCAAUAAAGAAUCUACUUUUGAUGCA